This is a messenger RNA of Enterobius vermicularis (human pinworm), 345 nucleotides long. NCBI's taxonomy places the organism in Eukaryota, Metazoa, Nematoda, Chromadorea, Rhabditida, Oxyuridae. The record is from the annotation of a GenBank genome assembly.
AUGGAACCGUAUGUUAGAGGGAAGCUGUCUUUUGAGGACCCACAAAUUGAGAAGAAUCGGCAUGGCGUUACGCCAAGAAUGUUGGAGGCAUGGUUUUCCACUUUUUUUGUCUAUGAUUACCUUACUUUAAAACUGGAAUCAAUCUACAACGGCCAUCCACGGACGGUUCCUCGAUUAUACAGUAAAGAAUGGAAUAUACAUUAUUCUAAGCUCUGUCCAGAUGACAGGAAACGAGAAGAUAAUGAUAAUGACGACGGCGAUGAGAAACGCUCAAGAAAACGUAUGCAACGACUUGACAAACCAGAAAAGCAGAAAAAAAUGAAGUUUAGCCGUGAUCGAGAUUAG